ACGGUAUCAACUCCAAAUCAGCCGUGCGUGCUAAGGGAGUAAAAGAAGAUUCGACGAUUUUCUAGAACUCGCCCCCAUAUAAAAUCCCCUUCUCUUCAAAAAAAAUAUCCCUCUCCGGAAAAAUAGAAAUUUCUCGAACUUUCAGGUAAUCACAAGCUAACUCUUAUAUAAACUCCCCAAAUCCAUUUCGUUUCUCACCAAAACACUUUCAAAAACACACAAAACAAACGCUCUCACAAUAUCACAGAAAAAGCACUUUCUACUUAUAUAUUGAGGAUAAUGGACAUUCCGUUGUUCGCAAGCCGCCGUUGGAAUACGAAAACGACGCCGUCGUCUCGGAAAGUAGUGUCGAUCCCCGUCCAAUUCGUCGGGUCGGGUCGGGGCGGAUCGGAGUCUGACUCGUCGGCGUUGAAGAUCCAGAAGGUGUUCCGAGGGUUUCUGGUGAGGAAGAGCGUGAAGAAGAUCGCGGCGAUCAGGAGGGAAGUCGAUGAGGUGGAGAGGCGGAUCUCGAGGGAGGAGGCACUGGAAUCGAUGAAGAACGACCCGAAGGAGAGGCUGAGGGUGAACGAGACGCUGAUGAGCUUGCUCUUCAGGUUGGAUUCGGUGAGAGGCGUCGAUUCGGGGGUUAGGGAUUGCCGGAAGAGUGUGAUCAAGAGGGCGAUCGCUUUGCAGGAGUUUUUGGACUCCAUUGUUGCUGAUGAACAAACCCUAGGUGGUGUUGAUGAAGCUCCCGACUCCUCCGAAAUCGGUGAAAAGCAAGGUAAAGUUUCUGAGUCUGAGGUUGAGGUUUCUGGUGCUGAUUGCAAUUUGUCUGCGAAUUGUGAUGAGUAUGAGAAAAUACAAGUUGCUGAGUCUAUGAGUAAUUUGAGUGAGCCUAAAGAGACUCUAAAAUCUGCUGCUGAUUUAGUUUGUAAUUGUAAUUUGUCUGCGAAUUGUGAUGGUUUAGAGUCGGAAAAUCGUGUUGAUUUUGAUGAGUCCGAGAAGAUUCAAGUUGCUGAGUCUAUGAGUAAUUUGAGUGAGCCUAAUGAGACUCUAAAAUCUGCUGCUGAUUUAGUUGGUAAUUGCAAUUUGUCUUCGAAUAAUGAUGGUUUAGAGUUGGAAAAUCAUGUUGAUUUUGAUGAGUCUGAGAAGAUUCAAGUUGCUGAGUCUACGAGAAAUUUGAGUGAGCCUAAUGAGACUUUAAACCAGUCUGUUGAGACUCAGAGCGAGUCGGGGUCGACUGGGAAUCCAGAGAGUUUGGUUGAGGAAAAUUCGUUGAAGAAAGAGGUUGAGGAGGAGGGGACGGAGAUUGUUGAGGCUGAGAGGAAAGAAGGGAAUGAGAAAGAAGAAGAUUGCUGUUUUGGAGGGAGAGAGGAUAGCAAGAGGAGCAGGGAGCUUUUGGAGAAGAUAAUGGAGGACAAUAAGAAAAUGAUGGGUUUGAUGAUCGAACUCUUUCAGAGGAAUGAGACGCAGACGAAAUUGUUGAGCUCGCUGUCGCUGAGAGUUGGGCAGCUGGAGAAGGCUUUCAUGUGUGACAAGUUGAGAAAGAUGAAGAAGAAGGGUGCUGCUAAGACUAUAGUAGAUGGGCUGGAAAAAUCGCCUGAUGCAAAGAAGUCCGAAAAGAGAUAGUGAGGUGCACAACAUUUGUUCAAUUUUUAGGCUUAUUGUAAAGAAUUAGGAAUUUAUGUUCUGAUUUUGGAAGCUGGCGAAAGGAAAAAAAAAAGGGCUGCUAUUGUUGGGUUUUUUCCACUUUCAAGUUUGUUUAAGCUGAUUCUCUUUGUUCAAAAUACAGGUGUGUUCUUUUGUUAGUUUGAUUCAAGUUAUUGAUGAAUUUUUCUUUU
Messenger RNA from Quercus lobata, 1820 nucleotides. RefSeq lists its product as uncharacterized. The coding region runs from base 280 to 1608 and encodes 442 amino acids. Gene Ontology annotation, molecular function: protein-folding chaperone binding. The transcript has a single exon. Gene Ontology annotation, cellular component: plasmodesma. The record is from RefSeq and is a predicted model, not a curated record. Lineage: Eukaryota; Viridiplantae; Streptophyta; Magnoliopsida; Fagales; Fagaceae. Gene Ontology annotation, biological process: protein folding.